AUGCCCCAUUGCUACCCUUGCUUGCUGCCCACACCACACCCACAGGCGCGUGAGAUCGUGGUGGGCGGCAGCAAGAAGUGGACGUUCGGCAUCAGCACCUGGAAGCCCAAAUCCACCGCGAAAGCAGGCGACGUGCUCGUGUUCAAGUGGAGCGGGUUCCACGACGUGUGGCAGAUGAGCACCGUCGCAGCCUACAAGGCCUGCGACUUCCAAGCCGCUGAGCAGAAGGCACCCGCAGCCACGGGCACGACGUACAGUUUCACGGUGCCCAGUACAGCAGCGGGCAGCAUCCUGUACUUUGCCUGUGGAGUGCCAGGCCACUGCGCGGGCAAGAUGAAAGUGGCUCUUUCCGUCAAGAAAUGA
This is a messenger RNA of Closterium sp. Yama58-4, 363 nucleotides long. Lineage: Eukaryota; Viridiplantae; Streptophyta; Zygnematophyceae; Desmidiales; Closteriaceae. The record is from the annotation of a GenBank genome assembly.